AUGAUCGUUUAUAAAACACCGAACUUAAGAAAACCGAUAAAUUUUUUCAUCGCAAACAUGGCCUCAUCUGAUCUGCUGUAUCCAAUAUUCUCGAUAACUUGGACGCUAUCGAGGUUGCACACCAACUCGUUUCUUAUCGGUGGAAAGCUUGGUCAGGCGUUGUGUAAGCUGGCUUUCUUUGGCAACGUCUCCACUACUGUUUCGAUUGAGAAUCUGAUUCUGAUAGCAGUGGAUCGAUUUGGAGCCGUGGUAUUUCCACUCCGUUCACCACUCAUCAGAUCCAAGCUGUGUCCUUUCUUCAUUCUCGCUACAUGGAUAGUUGCUGUAGCUUUCAAUUCGCCAGACUUGUUCACUUUCGAUCUCGCCGAAUACCCAGAGGGAACCCGGUGUGUUGUGAAAGGGAAGAAAGCAUUCGGUGAGUUCUCAUCCUCUGCCAGUUUCCUACUAGCUUUCUACAUUCUGUUUGUAUACAUACCUGUGCUGUUGCUAGUCAUUCUUUACUCCAUCAUUGUUAUCAAGCUCAAGACACAGGCACAACAGGGUGAACAGUCAGCCAACACUCAGCAACAGCGGAACAGAAGAAACAGAAACGUGCUUCAGAUGUCCAUUGCCAUCGUAACAGCGUUUGUGUUUUGCUGGUUACCUUACUCUAUCAACUAUUUAAUCACAGAGUAUCAGGACAGGUUCACGCAUUUAUCGUGUAGUUUCUGGAUAUACUAUGAAGUCACCUUUUAUAUGGCUUUCGCGUACUGUGCUAUCAACCCAGUUAUCUGUUUCAUGUUUAACAGUAAUUACCGAAAAGCUCUUAAAAGACUCAUAAAAUGUUCUUUUGUACAGGCGUAGGUCGCAAAAAUGUGCUUUUUGUUGAUGAUGUUAAGAGUCAGAGGUUCGUGGAACAUGCGCGUGAAUAAAUGUAUCAUGAAUAUCAGUGUAUUUUUAGUAGUAAUUAUCUAAAAGCUCUUAAAAGACUCAUAAAAUGUUCUUUUGUACAGGCGUAAGACGCAAAAAUGUACUUUUGAUUGAAUAUGUUAAGGAACACUAGUGAAUAAAAAACACCACGACUGCCGUCGGCGCACUUAACUGAGGAUUUUAAAUAAGAUGUGUUCACUUUAAAUCUUCCAUGACGGCGAAAAGUGACAGUAUAGGCCUAGUAUUUUAAAAGGUUGGGUGGUAAAUAAAACUCAGGGACGGAUCUUUAGAAACGUUAUUGGGGCUGUAGGCUGGCGAAGUACAACUGUACAACUAACAACUGUUAAUUACUGCGGAACCGCUAAGUUAAGGGAAGAGGUUCUGCCGAGAAAAAAUAAACGAAUAAAAGGGACAAUUAUAAACAUCUGUUGAAUAUUGAGCGCCACCCUAACGUGUGACAGUAUUUUUGCGUCGUCAAAAGAAGCAAAGAAAAAAACUGCAUGUUUUUGUGGCACGUACGCCGUUCGCCCACUGCAAAAAAUACAAUCCAAAAAGUUAAACAGGAAAGUUAAGCGGCAAGGUGUUGUCUUUUACAUAAAAUCAAUUAAAUGAUAUUGCCCCUUCUAAAUGUCUUUUUAGACAUUUUGUCGCUUUAUAAAUUUUGAUCACCUAUGUUUAAAUACAUAAUGGGUGUAUUUCUACAUGCAAAUAAUAUGUAUCACACCAGUUUAAAAUGUCCACUCUUAUUGGUUUGUAAAUAUCUUCUCAAUCGAUUUCUAAAAACAACCAUUCAAUGGCUUUAAAGUAGCAUUCAUUAGUCUGUUCAGCUUGAAAAGACGGCCAUAUUGUUCUUAAUAACAACUAUUGUUUUCAGGCUUCUCAAGCUGAUAUAAAAAUUAAAGUUUAAAAAGUCGGAAUCUUAACUGAUUGCCGCGGUGAAUACUACGUUGUACAGAAGGAGCGCAGCAAACAUAAAACUCGACAAUGGGAAUGGAUUGAUCCAGUCUGGCAACUGCUUCAAACAGUUUGCCGAGAAACGACAGAACUACAAUUAUGGUCAUAAAUUGCUAGUGUUCGUAGUUAAAAAAAGAAUUUCCUGCGCUAGUAGUAAUAGUGGCUCAACCGGCUGGUAAUCAAUCACGGAGCAGUAUUCUAUUGUCUUCUCCAAAGGAGAACAAUGGAAACAAUGAAACUCAUUUAUUUUCAGUACUUUGAACCAAUCACAGAGCAGCAUGGGCAUUGACGUCAUUCAUGUAAUAGUCAGCAAAAGAACGUGUUAUAAUUUUCGCACGGGUCAGCCCCUUUUAUUUAUUUUUAUUUGUGGACCCGAUUUUGCAAAGGCAAAGAAAUCUACACAACACAGUAUUUCCAGUCAUCGCAAAUUAUUUUAUUCACCUCAAAGAUAGCCUCCCACGUAGACGUUCUUAGGGGUGCAGGAACGCGUGACGAACCCCUAAGAACGUCUGCGUGGGAGGCUACCUCAAAGAGUAUAUCAUUGUACACAAUAUACUGACUGGACAACCCAACCUUAACCCCCUUUAAGGUGAUAUUUAAAACAGGAAAUCGUUGUCACCAACUAAAUGAUUUGAAGGCUCCAUAUAUGAUAAUAAGCCGCUCCUAUAGCCAAUCACACAAAGACUUCUCAGGCAUUUAUAUGAGUUAAGCGGGGGAGUGGGGUUUCUUAUCAAGUGUCACAUGUAAUUGUAGUACCGGCAGAACUCGUAAAAAUCAAAGGGACUAAAAGAAGUAAGAAGACUUGUAUUUUUGUUGAAGAAGAACCUAUUAAUUCUUAGUUAGACUGGAAAACCCAAACUUAACCCCCUUUAAGGUGAUAUUUAAAAUAGGAAAUCGUUUUCACCAAGUAAAUGAUUUGAAGCUUCCAUAAUGCUAAUAAGCCUCUCCUAUAGCCAAUCACAAAAGACUGCUCAGGUAUUGAUAUGAGUUAAGUGGGGAAGUGGGGUUUCUUGUGAAGUGCUCAACACAUUAAAAUACAGUAACAGCCCUACACUAGUAAAGAAUUAAUAACAAUAAUAAUAAUAAUAACUUAUUAAUAAUAAAAACGAACAAUCCUGAUAUGUACCGUUAAGCAAUGAAAAUGCAAGCAGCAGAAGUUUUAGACUUGAUUUCCCUUAGCCUUAUUCGGUUCUCCUUUAUGUUUAAAAUUUGGUUGAUGCUCCUCUUACUCCUCGAACACAGGGGUUCCAGCCUCGCCCUUCGUGUUGUUUCCUUAGACAAGGAACUUCACUAUCCACGUUUUCUCUGUUCAUCCAGGUGUAUAAAUGGGCAACGGCGACAUACAGCUGGGGGGUAACCCUGAGAUGGACUAGCAUCCUGUCCAGAGGGGAGAAGCAAUACUUCUAAACAUGCUUCAUGCUGAGGAAACCGGGAUAAUCUCCGACCGUUUGGACCUUUGGCUCGUUCGCGCGUUAACCUUACGUUACCUUUAGAGGUCGCUGCAUGAUAAAUUAACUAAGGGAUAUUUUAUGAGGAUUCAGUGUUAGAUAUCACAAAGAUACAUUUAUUAAUUGUUUAAAUUUACGCUGCAUUUUCAACGUCUAAAAUAGUGAUUAAAAAAAACCUUCUCCUUUCAUGAAUUCGUUGUAAUGAACAACUCAAAAAAGACCGAUAAAUUGUGUAUUUCUUAUGUGAAUUCUUUACGCUUCUUCGGGAAUCGAUCUAAAAAUACUUUUCGUUGUGAUCUGAAUUUUGAGGAAAUUACCUAUCUAUCCUCCUUAUUUAUGGCGUUUUCAUCUAGUGUGUUAGUCUUUCCUUGUUGUCGAUCGAAGUUAAAGACUAAGUUAAGCAGUUGAUACUUUUUAAAUAAACAAAGAUAAAAAAAUAAUAAUGAUGGUAUUGAAUAUCUCCUAGUUAUUCUUAAGUGUAUAUGUUAAGAUUGACAUCUACUGUUGUAACUUCUGUUGUCUGGCACGUAUUGCCUUCUGUGAAAAGAUCUAUCCUUCCUGAAUUAGCCGCUUACCAAAUAACCACUUCAUUAAAAUAUGGAAGCUCAAAGAGGUCUGGAGUAAAUAGUCUGCACCGUUCCAUAAGAAACAAAAUUGACCCGUUCUGUCCGUAGUUAAUUUAUGCAAAAGUCUAGCCAAUUAUUUUCGAUUAACACCUUCUGUCGCAGGAAUUUUUUUUUGUCAUGUCCUUGUAUGAAUUUUUUUUAGGCCAUAGCAUGGAUAUCUUUUAGGGUUAAUUGGCGUGCAAGAAUUUUUUUCAUUUAAUUUCCCCUUGCGCGAAUUUUUUUUUUUUUACUUCGCCCCCCCCCCCCAAUAAGUUUUCUAAUGGUCCGUCCCUUAGUACCUUUCUCCUUGUUAUUGUUUAAAUUUUGUUCAAAUAAACGCCUCUUGGCUCAUUUAAUAAGCGCCGCUCUAUGAUAUUAUGUUUACAUUAGACGCCCUCGCUAAUAAAAAUCCUUUGUCUUGUAGACGCCCCCAUAAAAAUUAUUUCAAAAAUUAUUAGAAAUUAGCAAAAAAGAGCAAAAUCAUUCAAAUUAUUCAGUUGCCUGCUUGAUUAACAAGACUUUAAGCAUUGCAUCUUGUUCAGUGUUUUAAAGUUCCAUUUAAAAGUUCGAAUUGAUUAGAGAUGACAUUACAUUGACCCUGAACUAGGAUUCUGACAUAGAAGUUGAGAUUUGAACUGGCGCAGAUAAGGAUCUCUAGACAGCCUAUCUAGGCGGUAGCAAUUGAUAGACAGGAUAUUCCGCUAUUCAUAAGCUCUCGUGAUAUCAUUUUUUGUUGUUUAAUCAUCUGCUCAAUCGAAUUCUUAAUACAACCAACUGACCUAAAGGACGUGUUCUGGUUGGUUUAUAACAUACUAAUAUAAUACCCCAGUGUUCUGUCAAAAAGUCUGUUGGCGGAUAAUGCCGGAACAUUACAAUACAAAGAUAAUUUUUGAAGGCCUCAGAGGACAGUUGUGCUGUGACUUCGCAGGGGGCUUACAAUUGUCAAUAAAAGUUCUGACUCAAACAGCAUACCCAAUAUACAGAGUAGUAAUUCAAAGAUUCUUGACAGUAUAUGUAAAAUUCCGAAGAUACGUCCCUGAGCUAAGCAUGAACUGCAACGGCGAACGGAUCCAGCGGAUCUUGGAGCUGCUUAAAUUUUUCUGGGUUGAAAAUCGGAGGAACCGUUUCCUACUGUCUGAUCAUCAUCGUUUCACUGGUCGCAAAUUCUCUCAUUGUUAUCAUCGUUUGCGAAACGCCGAACUUAAAAAAACCGAUAAAUUAUUUUAUCCCAAACAUGGCCUCAUCUGAUUUGCUGUAUCCAAUAUUCUCGAUACCUUUUAAAUUGUCACUCUUGCACGCCAACUCGUUCCUUAUCGGUGGUAAGCUUGGUCAGGCCUUGUGUAAGCUCGUCCCUUUCUUUGGUGGCGUUUCCUUUUCCAUUUCGAUUCAGAAUCUGAUUCUGAUAGCAGUGGAUCGAUUUGGAGCCGUGAUGUUUCCACUCCGUUCCCCACUCAUCAGAUCCAAGCUGUGUCCCUUCUUCAUUCUUGCCACGUGGAUGUUUGCCAUAGUUUUUAUUUCGCCAGACUUGUUGGCCUUCGAACUGGUUGAAUAG
Porites lobata is the source of this 5468-nucleotide messenger RNA. The record is from the annotation of a GenBank genome assembly. Lineage: Eukaryota; Metazoa; Cnidaria; Anthozoa; Scleractinia; Poritidae.